CCAUAUUCUCUGAUUAUCUAAAAAGUUUUUGUCCAUUGAACCUUUCAAAUAUUUGUUGUUGUUCUAAGAUCAAUCAAUUCCUCAAAACUUUUUUAUGAAGAAAAUAUGGAGAUAACAAUAUCCCAAUUGUGCUCUCGAGUUAAGUUCUCAUCAUCAUCAUCAUCAUCACUGUUCUGUUUAAAUGGAAACAGUAAGAGGAAUCAAAAUGGAGCUGUUUCAGUAAAUUGCUUGAAAGAGAUUAAGCAGAUCAGUAAUGUUAGCUUCAUCGCAAAGAAACCGAGAAGUCACGCGCCGGUGGUGAAUACAACACGCGCCUCCUCGGAUGAGAAUCAGUCCCCAACUUCCGGAGGAGAACGGUGGCUUCUCCAACCAGUUGGGGAUGGAGACACAAGACACAUUGGUUACAAAGUGGCAAUGCCUGCUCCUUUUGAGAUCUCCUCUGGCCAAGUUACCAUUGGACGUCUACCGGAAAAGGCUGACGUUGUGAUUCCUGUGGCCACCGUGUCAGGAGUCCAUGCGACAAUCAAUACAAAUGAAGACAACCUUCUUGUGACGGAUAUGAACAGCACAAACGGUACAUUCAUCGAAGACAGACGUCUGAUCCCUGGUGUUGCUGCUCCUGCCUUUCCCGGAACCCGAAUCACCUUUGGUGAUACAAAUCUAGCGAUUUUCCGCGUUUUCAAGCUCCAAGAUAGUGAAGAAUCCACAGAGAAACCAACCACAGAGUAACAUACAAAACCUGAAAACUGCUUCUGUUUGCUUUGCAAUUUGACCGGAAUUUGUAGAAAAUUCUAAGUUGUUCUUACAACAUUGUUGAAUUGUGGGUAUAUAUAUGAAUAAUAACUUUAUAUA
This is a messenger RNA of Capsella rubella, 852 nucleotides long. RefSeq lists its product as uncharacterized. Lineage: Eukaryota; Viridiplantae; Streptophyta; Magnoliopsida; Brassicales; Brassicaceae. Gene Ontology annotation, molecular function: protein binding; mRNA binding. The transcript has 5 exons. The coding region runs from base 106 to 729 and encodes 207 amino acids. The record is from RefSeq and is a predicted model, not a curated record.